Molecule: messenger RNA, 2110 nt
Organism: Culicoides brevitarsis
Lineage: Eukaryota; Metazoa; Arthropoda; Insecta; Diptera; Ceratopogonidae
Gene: mtDNA-helicase
Product: mitochondrial DNA helicase
Exons: 2
Coding region: 98-2023 (641 amino acids)
Biological process (GO): mitochondrial DNA replication
Cellular component (GO): mitochondrion
Molecular function (GO): ATP binding; 5'-3' DNA helicase activity; single-stranded DNA binding
Source: RefSeq, a predicted model, not a curated record
CUCUUCCUUUGUUUUCGCAUUUCCAAGUGCAUUUCAACAUUUUUUCCCUUAAAAUCCUUCAAAAUCCGCGUAAUAUGAGCAAAAAAUCGUCGCUGUAAUGUUUCACAAGUGUGCCAUACGAUGGAGCAACAUCUCAAAAAUCAGUCACAUUUCGAGAAAUCAACGAAGGACGUUUUGCAGCAACAAAAACCUCGACAUCAAGCCAUCCGACGAAGGACCCAUCAGCAUUUAUAACAUCAAAAAAACCCUCAAAGCCGGAAAUUAUGGAGCGGAAAUGCUCGAGGGCUUCACGUGUCUCAAAACGCAUUGUCCUGUGUGCGAUUUCGACAAACCGGCAAAAGAAAGUGAAAAAAUCCCCGUUUUCAUCAACAAAACCACGGGAAAUUUCAUUUGUGCCAAAUGUCAGCACGUUACCCAAUGGAGUUUGGUUGAAAAGUUUUUCCAAUCGACCGCGAGGGCAGCAAAAAAUCGCAAAGAUCUGAAACAAUUUCAAGAUUUAUUUUUGGCGGCGAAAAAUCCUGUAGCUCCAACGCCCGUUUUACCUCAAAAUGUAACGUUAGUCAAAGAAAUGGACGACGAAAUGUAUAAAAAUUUACAAAACGACUUAGGAUUAGAAUUAAUUACACAAAGUUCCUUCAAAAACAUCUCCGUUAGUUACGAUAGUGCCAAAAAACGCCUUUAUUUCCCAGUUACCGAUGUAAAUUCUGAAGUUAUAGCUUAUAAGAUCCUGAAAAAAGGAAGAAAUGGCGGUUUUGAGGAAGAAAUGCUCGGAGAAAAGUCUCGUUAUGGGAUUGUACUUGCCAAAAAUCCUCAUGCGAAAGCCAGAUUAAGCAAUUCUGCGAUUUUAGUAUUAAAUUUAAUGGAUUUUUUAGCUUUAGGGACUCAAAAAAUCAAUUCUGACGUCAUUUGCCUACCCGAAGGACUGAAAUCGUUACCUCAAGAGUCCCUUCCGUGCCUCGAACGCUACGAGAAGCUCAUUUUAUGGUUCAAUUAUGACACUGCUGGUUGGGAUAUCGCUCGAAAUUUCGCCAAAAAGCUCGAAGAGAAGCGUUGUCACUUUGUUCGACCCACAGAUUCGCAUCCAACGCCCUACAAAGCUCUUUUGCAAGACCUCGAACUGCGCGGAAUCGUCAAUAAAGCUGAACCAAUAUUGCAUAAAGCUAUUACGACGUUUACUUCGUUGCGACAAGAUGUUUUGUGUGACUUGCAGAACAUCGAUAAAGUGCAGGGCGUGAAAUGGCAACGAUUUCCGGCGUUAAAUAAAUUUCUCAAAGGACAUCGCAAGGGAGAAUUGACAGUUUUAACGGGACCCACAGGUUGCGGCAAGACAACUUUCAUGUCGGAAUACUCUCUGGACUUGGCGCUUCAAGGCGUUACGACGUUAUGGGGCUCUUUUGAGAUCAGAAACACUCGUCUUGCAUCGACUUUGCUCCGACAACUCGCUGGAAUGCCCUUGGAUGAGAAUUUGCAGCUUUUUGAUCAUUACGCUGAUGAAUUUGAGAAACUUCCGCUUUAUUUCAUGACGUUCCACGGGCAGCAGGCGAUCAAAGUUGUCAUGGAAGCGAUCGAACAUGCGCAAUAUGUGCACGAUAUUCAUCACGUCAUCAUCGAUAACUUGCAAUUUAUGAUGGGAAUGGGCGACGAAGGCAAACACAUGGAUCGUUAUUGGAAGCAGGACUCAAUUGUGGCGGCUUUUCGAACGUUUGCGACAAAGACAAAUUGCCAUGUGACUCUCGUUAUUCAUCCGCGCAAAGAAAAAGAUGCGGAAGAUUUAACGACAGCGUCGAUUUUCGGAGGCGCAAAGGCUUCGCAGGAGGCAGACAAUGUACUUAUCAUACAAGAUAAACGCUUGACCUCGGUGAGGGGAAAGAAAUUCUUGCAAAUUGCGAAAAAUCGGUUCAGUGGCGAUUUAGGGAUUAUGCCGAUGGACUUUGAUAAGGAGGGUUUGAGUUAUGCGCCGAAAAAGAAAGCAAAAGAGACAAAACCAAAUAGUGAGGAAGAACAAACAGGAAUAGAAUCGUAGUUUUUUUAGGAUUUUUUUAGUUUUUAGCGUAGAAUUUAGGGACAAAAGUUCAAUAUUUGAUAAGAGAAAAAUAUAUUUUUUCAACGA